Lichtheimia ornata is the source of this 2148-nucleotide messenger RNA. RefSeq lists its product as uncharacterized. The record is from RefSeq and is a predicted model, not a curated record. The coding region runs from base 1 to 2148 and encodes 715 amino acids. Gene Ontology annotation, cellular component: cytoplasm. Lineage: Eukaryota; Fungi; Mucoromycota; Mucoromycetes; Mucorales; Lichtheimiaceae. Gene Ontology annotation, biological process: intracellular signal transduction; protein phosphorylation; regulation of MAPK cascade. Gene Ontology annotation, molecular function: protein serine/threonine kinase activity; ATP binding. The transcript is spliced from 7 exons.
AUGUCUUCGCCCAACAGCACCAGCAAGUCCACCUCGAGUUUACACAGAUCCCUUUCCGGUCAUCUGCAGCGACUCCAUAUUCGUAAUCAGGACACAAACACACCGACAAGUUCACAAGAAUUCACCGAGAAACGUUCAGCUCCGCGCAAGUUUUCCUUGCAAUCAAGAUCUCCUCCCUCGCAACAACUACUAAGUCGAUCUCAAGAAAAUACGGGCAUUGAUGCGAUUCAACCUAUCAAAAGAUCAAAGUCUCAAAUGACUUCUUCAUCUUCAACAAAGCUAUCAUCAUCAUCUGUCAGUAGACGACAUCGUUCUCCACCACCUCCUGCUUCUUCGAGUUCCCCGAUCAUGAACAAAUCAGCUCUUGAACAACAACAACAACAACAACAAAACAUCAUGUCAAGUAGUCAGAUCAGCGAGACAACAGAUGAUUCUGGAGAUGAUGCAAAGGAUUUAUCCAACGGCAUGUUUGGUAAAGCGCGUGAUCGCACGACAUUCAAGGGCGUGUUUGGGAAGAUGGUUGGCAGUUUCAAUCUCCUCAACAAGGAUAAUGCUGCGAGUAAACAGGAGAAGGAAAUGGAGAUUUCUGGUCCAUACAACGCUAAGCACGUCACUCAUGUUGGCUUUGAUCCUACUACGGGUGAAUUCACUGGGCUACCAUACGAAUGGCAAGUGCUACUAAAGCAAAGUGGCAUUUCCAAAAAGGAACAAUACCAAAAUCCUCAGGCUGUAUUGGAUGCUAUUGGAUUCUACCAAGAAACAAGAAACCAUGAUGAUUCAGUGUAUCACAAGAUGGAAAGGGCACAUACGGCAAGCCAUUUACAUACCGUUUCCUCAUCGGCUGCUCCUCUUCCCAAUUACACCACUCCAAAUGAACGUGUAUCGCCUCCUUCAUCGCCUGUUGCUUCUUAUCAACAACCAUCAUCACCUACGUUUACUGAUCAACCACCACGAUCACCACCUCCUCCGCCACAACAAUUGCAACAACAACUCACCAAGUCUACCGAACAAUCAGGCUCCAGCUCACUUGAUCGCUAUUUAGCUGAAGGUCGAUCUCAACAUCCAUCAUCACCCUCACCACCACCCGCUAACAAAUCUCCUCAUCCUGCACGUGACUAUGAUAUCAAACACAAGUUGAGUACAAAGCAUCGACGACAUGAAAAUGAACCACAGCAUCAACAACAUGGUCCAUUGGCUGGAUCACCAGGCACUGUACGACAACGACCCAAAGAACGAAAGAGCGCUGGUAUGAAAGAUGCUGAAGUGAUCGCCAAGCUUCGUACGAUUUGUAUUGAGGAUAACCCAAGCAAGAUCUAUCGCAAUAUGACCAAGAUUGGACAAGGUGCUUCAGGUGGUGUUUACACUGCUUAUUCGGAAGGACGUGAUUUGCCGGUUGCUAUUAAGCAAAUGAAUCUUGAACAACAACCCAAGAAGGAACUUAUCAUCAAUGAAAUCCUGGUCAUGAAAGAAUCCCGACACAAGAAUAUUGUCAACUUUAUCGACUCGUAUCUUUGGCGUGGCGAUUUGUGGGUUAUUAUGGAAUACAUGGAAGGUGGUAGUUUGACGGAUGUGGUGACACACAACAUGAUGAUUGAAGGCCAAAUCGCUGCGGUGUGCAAAGAAGUCUUGGCGGGUCUCUGUCAUUUACAUGCAAAUGGUGUCAUCCAUCGUGAUAUCAAGAGUGACAAUGUGCUUUUAAGUUUGAACGGCGACAUCAAGUUGACCGACUUUGGUUUUUGCGCACAGCUGAAUGAUAUGCAAUCCAAACGGACGACCAUGGUUGGUACACCGUAUUGGAUGGCACCUGAAGUUGUAACACGCAAAGAGUAUGGCCCCAAGGUGGAUGUUUGGAGUUUGGGCAUUAUGACGAUUGAAAUGAUUGAAGGAGAACCACCGUAUCUGAACGAGAAUCCAUUACGUGCAUUGUAUCUCAUUGCAAACAAUGGCACACCCCAAUUACAAGAACCCGAAUUCAUUCAACCUGUUUUCCGUGACUUUUUGGACAAGUGUCUUGCCGUUGAUGUUGAUACCCGGCCUUCCGCAGCCGAGAUGGCCCGUCACCGUUUCCUAGAACUCGCAGAUCCCCUUCCCUCUUUAGCUCCACUCAUUCGUGCUGCACGUCGAGCAGCAGCCAUGCAACGGAUGUAA